CCCCUCGCAUCUUGCUUCGUGAACACUCAGCAGUAAAAGGCGUGGCAUGUAGCACGGGCCGGCACUGUGUCUUGCUACAGCUCCUUUGCUCCAAUCCCACGCUCGCUAUUCCAAACAUCCCCAAAGCUCUUUUCCCCCAAGAGACGAAUAAUGCUACGCCUCCUCACGAGCUUCGCUGCCGUUGGCGCCGUGCUGCCGGCGGCCGAGGCCAUCAUCGUUGCGCCAAACUCGCCGUGCUCGGUCAACUGCGGCAACGUCCUGGACGCGACGACCCCCGCCGACGUUGUCUGCAAGACGGAUGAGUACACCGGCGGCUAUGACAAUGGAGCCGGCACCGUGUUCCAGGGCUGUGUCCAAUGCGAGCUGAACAGCGGGUAUGCCACCGACGGCAAUUAUACCGACAACAUGGCGGCACUCUAUAAUCUGCGGUAUGCCGUAUCAUACUGCGUCUUCAAUGAGCCGAAGCAUGAUGAUUACAUCAACAAUCCGUGUACCACGAGCAAGGCCUGUGGCGUCUUCGCCGAUGCUAUUGCGUACCAUAACUUGUCAGCCAAGUAUGACGACUUUGGUUACUGCGAUAUAUGGCCCGCGGGCGACACCGUCGACUUCAACGGCUGUAUACAGUGCCUCCAAGUGAAUGAUAAGUACUCGGCAAAUUUUGUUACUGCUCUCGAGGCUGGAUGUCAACAGAAGCCGGCCGCUGGAGAUAAACUGGGACUCCAGGGCAACCUCUUUUCAAGCAAUGUCGUCAACAUCACUACUCCCACACAAACGCCAGAAGUAAACCCAGCCUGGUUCGACCAUGGACCUUUGGGUCUGGGUGGAAAAGUUGGCAUCGCCGUGGGAGGAUUCAUUCUCCUACUCAUCCUCGCCGGUGCCGCCGUCAUCUGCAGAGGGAGGAGACGAAGAAAGGCAUUUCUCAAGAAGUUGCAGGUCAAUAUGCCACCGAUGGCUUCCAACCAUGGCGGCUGGCCGUCGAUGCCUAUGAGCCAUGACACUGGCGAAACGCCUGUUAGCCAGCGUCCUCUCCGGAACUGGGACGACUCCCCCGUGACCAUGAACACCGAGAAGAACUUCCCUCGAUACUUUUCGCCAUAUUCAUCUCAAUACACCAGUCCCGUCAGUGCGACAGACGUCAAUCACAUGGCGUGGCCAGAACCAGUUUUGGGCUCUCCUCGCGCGCUGCGGGAGAUUGGCCUCGCUCUUGGUUCGGCAGUUGAUGUUAACAACACAGCUAAUAACGGAGGCAGCGAGCGAUGGCCCUUGUCGCCUGAGGAUAAGGGCAAGAUGAAGGACGAAUCAUACGAAAUGCAGCACGUCGACAGUGCUGGCGGCAGCGGCAGCGUGGCUCCAGACAAGCGCGCUCUCCAAGUUGAAACUCCAAUUCUGGGGCAUCCCGGCUACGGGAGAAACUCUGAUAGCCCGCCCAGGCAUUAUGAUGUGAAUGGGCCCUCUGCAUAGGGGCCAGGGGUUUAUAUGACCAAAUAAUGCUCACGAAUUUACGAUCAUGUCCACGGGUUUUGCGGAGGCGGUUGAUGAUUCCUUGCUGUUUUAUUCUUUUCCCAGUGGUGUUUUGGAGCGAUUUAUAACACACAUGUAUAUAGUAUAUACCUCUUUUGUUGAUAUUGUAGCGCAAUGAGCGCAAUCUAGGGAGGAAAACCGGACAGAUAUACGGGAGGGAGGAUUGCUGGGGAUACCCAAACGCGCCUUGAUGGUGCCUGUUUCUUUGAACAUGCAAGACCAGUACAUUGGACUAUGUAUGGAAUAAAUAAGAAUAGAUAGUUGAAUAUUUUUUUUCUUGAAAAAAUGAG
This is a messenger RNA of Trichoderma atroviride IMI 206040, 1811 nucleotides long. RefSeq lists its product as uncharacterized. The record is from RefSeq and is a predicted model, not a curated record. Lineage: Eukaryota; Fungi; Ascomycota; Sordariomycetes; Hypocreales; Hypocreaceae.